Molecule: messenger RNA, 2325 nt
Organism: Miscanthus lutarioriparius
Lineage: Eukaryota; Viridiplantae; Streptophyta; Magnoliopsida; Poales; Poaceae
Source: the annotation of a GenBank genome assembly
AUGGCUUCAAGAGCAAUCACGAGGAGAAGGAAAUAUCUUUUCAAUCAUGUUAAAACACUUAACCUUUCAUCUUCAUCCUCUACCUUCCAACAUGAAAGAAUUGGUUCUGAGGCUGAGCCAAGAAUAGCACUACGGUUUCUGGAGCAAAGCUCCGGAGACUCAAGAUCUGAGAAGGAGCAAUACAGUGCGAAUUUGACUAAAAGGAAUUUGGCAGGUCUUGCUAAUAGAUUUCUGCGACGUCCAGCUCAUGGGAUAUCUCUUUCAUAUUAUGGAAUUGGAAAGAAUGACUUCCGGUUGCCGCUGGGAGCUAGAUCUAUUCUGCAGUCAGUUCGUGCAUCAUCAACUGCAACUGCAGGGCAACCUAAGUUGGAUAUUGAUGAUGAACAGAGUGAGGAUCAGAAGCAAAAUAGAAAGAAAAAAGAGGCAUCCCCAGAGGAAUGUGAUCAGGCUGUGGAAGGCCUAAGUACUGCAAAAGCUAAAGCCAAAGCUAAACAGGUCCAAGAAUCUCCGAAGGCUAGCCAAUCAGUUAUGCAGAAAUUCUGGGCAAGGCUUCUGGGUAUUGGCCCUGCUCUGCGAGCUGUGGCUUCAAUGAGCAGGGCUGAUUGGGCUGCAAAGCUUAGGCAUUGGAAGGAUGAAUUUGUUUCUACACUGCAGCAUUACUGGUUAGGGACAAAGCUACUAUGGGCAGAUGUUAGAAUCUCAUCAAGAUUGCUGGUGAAACUUGCCGGUGGAAAAAGCCUUUCUAGAAGAGAGAGGCAACAGCUGACACGCACAACAGCUGAUAUCUUCAGGCUGGUACCAUUUGCUGUGUUCAUCAUUGUUCCUUUCAUGGAGUUCUUACUGCCAGUGUUCCUGAAGUUAUUUCCAAACAUGCUUCCAUCAACUUUCCAAGACAAAAUGAAAGAAGAGGAAGCAUUGAAAAGGAAACUAAAAGCAAGGAUGGAAUAUGCAAAAUUUUUGCAAGAUACAGCAAAAGAAAUGGCAAAGGAAGUUCAAACAUCACGUAGUGGGGACAUAAAACAGACUGCUGAAGAUCUGGACGAGUUUUUGAACAAGGUAAGGAGAGGUGAACGUGUCUCUAAUGACGAAAUCUUGAGCUUUGCGAAGCUUUUCAAUGAUGAACUUACUUUGGAUAACAUGAGCAGACCACGCUUGGUAAAUAUGUGCAAAUAUAUGGGUAUCCGGCCUUUUGGUACAGAUCACUACUUGAGGUUCAUGCUUCGCAAAAAACUGCAAGACAUUAAGAAUGAUGAUAAGAUGAUUCAAGCUGAGGGUGUGGAGUCUCUUUCUGAAGAGGAGCUUCUGCAAACCUGUCGGGAACGUGGUCACCUAGGUCUACUGUCAACUGAAGAGAUGAGACAGCAGCUUCGAGACUGGUUGGAUCUCUCACUAAACUAUGCAGUGCCAUCUUCACUUCUCAUACUUUCAAGAGCUUUUACUGUAUCUGGGAAAGUGAAGCCUGAGGAAGCUGUUGUAGCAACACUAUCUUCACUACCGGAUGAAGUUGUGGAUACAGUUGGGACAGUACUGCCAUCUGAAGAUUCAGUUUCUGAGAGGAGGAGAAAACUUGAAUUCCUUGAGAUGCAAGAAGAACUUAUCAAGGAGGAAGAGAAAAGGAAGGAGAAAGAAGAAAAAGCAAAACAAGAGGAAGAGGAAAAGACAAAGCUCAAAGAACCAGAGGGUGCUGCUGAAGAUUUAGCUUUGAAAGAAAUGACUGAGGCUACUGCUAGGGAAGAACUGCGAAAGGCAAAACAACACGACAGGAAAAAACUCUGUAAUAUCGGCGAGAGCAUUGGCAGUGCUCGCAUCUGCAUCGGUAUGCUCCUAUACAAUCAGUAUUUUCAUUUAUCUGUAAGCAAGGAGCGUCAGGAGUUCUUGGGACUUGUCAACAAGGAGAUAGAACUAUACAACUCAAUGCUUGAAAAGGAGGGUACAGAGGGUGAAGAAGAAGCUAAGAGAGCAUACAUAGCUGCUAGAGAGGAAUCAGACCGUCAUGCUGAGGAUGCUGCAGAAGAAAAAGUCUCAUCAGCACUUAUUGAGAAGGUUGAUGCUAUGCUCCAAGAAUUAGAAAAGGAGAUUGAUGAUGUGGAUGCACAAAUUGGUAAUCGUUGGCAACUGCUUGAUAAGGACCAUGAUGGCAAAGUGACACCUGAAGAGGUGGCGGCCGCAGCAGCCUAUCUCAAGGACACCAUAGGGAAAGAAGGCGUGCAAGAGCUCAUCAGCAACCUUUCUAAAGACAAAGAAGGAAAGAUCCUUGUUGAAGAUAUUGUGAAGCUAGCAUCCCAAACAGAGAACAAUGAAGAGGAAGAGGAAGCACGGCAGUAG